GGUAGUGUCACUGUGUCAGUUAGAGGCUAUGGCGCUCCGACUGUUUGCCCCUUCUCCAACCAGCAGAGUUCAAGCGAGAUCUAUCGUGAUUUACCCACCAUUGGCAUCAAAAUUACACGUCGCUUCCUCCUUCUCCAACUCGAUCUCCAGUUUGAUCUUCCCCUUUCAAUGGCGAAACAGAAUACUUCCAUUUUCUCGCCAACUUAGUAGUGCCACUACUACGACGUGUCUGAAACUAGAAGAGAUAAACGCAUCUGAAACUGAAAAUGAGUGGGGGAAGGUAUCGGCCGUUCUGUUUGACAUGGACGGAGUUCUUUGCAAUAGCGAAGAACCAUCUCGAAUGGCCGCAGUUGACGUGUUUGCUGAAAUGGGCGUCGAAGUAACAACCGAGGAUUUCGUGCCCUUCAUGGGAACGGGCGAGGCGAAUUUUCUAGGUGGUGUUGCUUCAGUGAAAGGGGUUAAAGGGUUCAAUCCUGAGUUGGCAAAGAAAAGGUUCUUUGAUAUAUAUCUUAGUAAGUAUGCAAAACCAAACUCUGGAAUUGGAUUUCCAGGUGCCCUUGAACUCAUUAUGCAGUGCAAGGAAAAUGGCCUCAAGGUUGCAGUUGCAUCUAGUGCUGACCGAAUCAAAGUCGAUGCAAACUUGGCUGCUGCUGGUUUACCUGUGUCAAUGUUUGAUGCAAUUGUGUCAGCUGAUGCAUUUGAGAAUCUAAAGCCUGCUCCAGAUAUUUUCAUAGCUGCAUCAAAGAGUUUGAAUGUAACACCUGAUGAGUGUAUUGUAAUUGAAGAUGCACUAGCUGGAGUUCAAGCUGCCAAAGCUGCUAAAAUGAGAUGCAUUGCUGUGACAACUACAUUAUCAGAAGAGACUCUAAAAGAAGCUGGUCCAUCAGUUAUCAGAAAAGAAAUAGGAAAUGUUUCUGUUCAUGACAUUCUCUAUGGUGGUGGUGGUGGUUCUGAUUGUCGUAAUGAGAAGAUGCAGGGUUCCCAGAGUGCUGACUCUUUGGUACAAACUUCUAGAAGAAUGCUCAAAGAGAAAGUGGAUGGUGGGCCAAUCCUGGAGAAAUACUCUACUGAUGAAAGUGUCCUUUCUGUUGGAGGGUUGCAGGGUUCUCGCCGAGAUAUUUUAAGAUAUGGAAGUCUGGGAAUUGCCAUCUCUUGUCUCUUCUUCACAGUCACAAAUUGGAAGGCAAUGCAGUAUGCAUCUCCAAAGGCUAUUAUGAAUUUAUUGUUUGGUGUCAGUGGUCCUACAUUUGAACAGAAUGAAGGCCUAUUAUUCCUGAUAGGAGAAUCCCACCCUGCAAGAAUCAAACAGUUUGUGAAUUAUAUAUCGGAUGUUGAAGCCAGAGGGGCAACUGCUGUUGUUCCAGAGUUUCCCUCAAAACUUGACUGGCUUAAUACAGCUCCACUUAAGUUACAAAAGGAUUUGAAAGGCAAGGUGGUUCUACUGGAUUUUUGGACUUAUUGUUGUAUAAACUGCAUGCAUGUAUUGCCAGAUCUGGAAUUUUUGGAGAAUAAAUACAAGGAUAAGCCGUUCACUGUUGUCGGUGUGCAUUCUGCAAAGUUUGAUAAUGAGAAAGACCUGGAAGCAAUUCGCAAUGCAGUGUUACGCUAUAACAUCACACAUCCGGUUGUCAAUGAUGGGGAUAUGUAUUUAUGGAGAGAAUUAGGUGUAAAUUCCUGGCCUACAUUUGCUCUUGUUAGUCCUAAUGGUGAUCUUUUAGCACAAAUAUCGGGUGAAGGUCAUCGAAAGGAUCUUGAUGAUUUAGUGGAGGCAGCUCUUCUGUAUUAUGGUGAAAAGAAGAUCUUAGACAAUUCUCCCAUUCCAUUGUCUUUGGAGAAAGAUAAUGAUCCUCGCCUAUUAACAUCACCAUUGAAGUUUCCCGGAAAGUUGGCAGUUGACGUUAUGAACAAUAGGCUCUUUAUUUCAGACAGUAAUCAUAACCGCAUUGUGGUUACAGAUCUUGAUGGGAAUUUUAUUGUCCAAGUUGGGAGUACAGGUGAAGAGGGUCUACAAGAUGGCACCUUCGAAGAUGCCACCUUUAAUCGUCCUCAGGGACUAGCAUACAACCCAAGGAAAAAUCUGCUCUAUGUUGCAGACACUGAAAACCAUGCUCUGAGGGAGAUUGAUUUUGUUAGCGAGAAAGUGCGAACUCUUGCUGGCAAUGGAACAAAAGGUUCUGACUAUGAAGGAGGAGGAAAAGGAACCACUCAGCUUCUGAACUCUCCAUGGGAUGUUUGCUUUGAGCCCAACAAAGAGGUAGUUUACAUUGCAAUGGCUGGCCAGCAUCAAAUUUGGGAACACAAUACAUCAGAUGGGACUACUAGAGCUUUUAGUGGUGAUGGUUUUGAGAGAAAUUUGAAUGGAUCAAGCUCUACAAGCACAUCUUUUGCACAGCCUUCGGGAAUGUCGUUCCUCCCCGAUUUGAAGGAGUUAUGCAUAGCUGAUAGUGAGAGUAGUUCCAUCAGAGCACUUGAUCUAAAAACAGGAGGCACAAGAUUACUAGCUGGUGGUGAUCCAGUUUUUGCAGAUAACUUAUUUAAGUUUGGGGACCGUGAUGGUGUAGGCUCUGAUGCACUUUUUCAACACCCUUUGGGUGUCUUAUAUGGAAAAGAUGGUCAGAUUUAUAUUGCAGAUUCGUAUAAUCACAAGAUUAAGAAACUAUACCCAGACAGCAAGAAAGUUGUUACGAUAGCAGGAACUGGGCGUGCAGGUUUCAAGGAUGGAUCUGCCCUGUCAGCUCAGCUCUCAGAGCCAUCGGGAAUUGUUGAUGCAGGAAAUGGAAGACUUCUUAUAGCUGAUACAAAUAACAGCAUAAUCAGAUACUUAGACUUGAACAAAGCAGAUCUUGAACUCUUUACUUUGGAGCUAAAAGGAGUUCAGCCUCCCUCUCCAAAAUCUAAAUCUUUGAAACGCCUUAGAAGGCGGUUAACAGCAGAUGUGCGCACUAUUACAGUUGAUGGUGGUUCGUCCAUGGAAGGCAACUUGUAUCUUAAAAUAUCAGUACCAGGAGGAUACCAUUUCUCCAAGGAAGCACAAAGCAAAUUCAGUGUUGAAACUGAACCAGAAAAUGCUUUAAUAAUUGAACCAUUGGAUGGGAUUAUCACUCCUGAAGGAUCUGCAGUACUUCAUUUCAGGAGAUCCUCAACAUCAUCUGCCAUUGGUAGAAUAAACUGCAAGGUAUAUUACUGCAAGGAGGAUGAGAUCUGCUUAUACCAGUCAAUAUCUUUUCAAGUACCUUUUAAGGAGGAAGUUUUGGACUCUAACCCAGCAGAAAUCACACUUCCAUUUAUUGUGAAACCCAAAGUUCCCACAGGGAGCUUACAACUACAAGUUUCCCGUUAAUGCAAACCACCUUCUAUAUUUGUACUGCAGGUUUGAUGUAGAUCUCUCAUUCAUGGUUAUAUUCAUGCCACUUAAUUCUAGUCAUGAAAAGGUGAAGAAGCUACUAAAGUGGUAGCAUUUUGAUCAUCCGGAACAGCUUCUAGUUGAUCUAUCAGAUAAAUUGAUUGAUCGAUAUUUUUUUGUCCCUUUUAAUGUCCAAUCAGACUUUACUGUUCA
This is a messenger RNA of Nelumbo nucifera (sacred lotus), 3556 nucleotides long. Its product is annotated as haloacid dehalogenase-like hydrolase family protein. Gene Ontology annotation, molecular function: protein binding. Lineage: Eukaryota; Viridiplantae; Streptophyta; Magnoliopsida; Proteales; Nelumbonaceae. The record is from RefSeq and is a predicted model, not a curated record.